Perkinsus marinus ATCC 50983 is the source of this 331-nucleotide messenger RNA. Its product is annotated as zinc finger protein DHHC domain containing protein, putative. Lineage: Eukaryota; Perkinsozoa; Perkinsida; Perkinsidae. Gene Ontology annotation, cellular component: endoplasmic reticulum; Golgi apparatus. The transcript is spliced from 3 exons. The annotation marks the transcript as partial. Gene Ontology annotation, biological process: protein targeting to membrane; peptidyl-L-cysteine S-palmitoylation. The record is from RefSeq and is a predicted model, not a curated record. Gene Ontology annotation, molecular function: protein-cysteine S-palmitoyltransferase activity.
AUUCUCUUCAUCCUCACCACUCUUACCUUUCUGGUUACAGCACUAUCAGACCCUGGUGUAGUUCCGCCUUUAGAAGUGUGUGCGUUCGCUUCCAUACCAUCUUUUUACCAAAUCGUCAGCUACGCCUUAUACGUGAACACUGUACUGGACUUGGACACAGCUCGGGAUUUUUCCACUGGUCACGAUGUGCGUUUCUGUACUACGUGUAAAAUCUACCGUCUCGAAGGGUGGAGUCAUUGUUCUGAGUGCGGGUACUGUAUCCGUGGUUUCGAUCACCACUGUGCGGUGGUGAACAAUUGCAUUGGGCUGCGGAACCGGAGGGCCUUCGUAC